Molecule: messenger RNA, 1414 nt
Organism: Helianthus annuus (common sunflower)
Lineage: Eukaryota; Viridiplantae; Streptophyta; Magnoliopsida; Asterales; Asteraceae
Product: protein RICE SALT SENSITIVE 3
Exons: 7
Coding region: 114-1310 (398 amino acids)
Source: RefSeq, a predicted model, not a curated record
CCCAAAAAAAAAAAAAAAACACCACAACCAUUGAAGAAAGAAGAAAGCAUCUUACAAAAACCCAAACAAAACCCCCUCUGCAACCACCAUUUCACAUACACACACAAACAAACAUGGCGGGCUCAGCAGCUACAGACAGAGGCAAAGAAGCUCUAGGAAUGAUGGCACUUCACGAGACCCUUAGAAACCUCUGCAUCAACUCUGAUUGGACUUACUCUGUUUUCUGGACCAUUCGUCCUCGCCCUCGGCUUCGUGGCGGUAACGGGUGUAAAGUCGGAGACGACAAUGGCAGCUUGAUGUUGAUGUGGGAAGAUGGGUUUUGUAGAGGAAGAGUUGAAGAAAUGGAUGGAUGUGAAGAUCAGGUUAAGAAAUCAUUCAGCAAAAUGUCUAUUCAGCUUUAUAAUUAUGGAGAAGGUUUGAUGGGAAAAGUUGCUUCUGAUAAAUGUCACAAAUGGGUGUUCAAAGAACCUUCAGAAUCUGAACAGAAUAUAUCUAAUUACUGGCAAAGUUCUUUUGAUGCUAUUCCUCCUGAAUGGACUGAACAGUUUGAAUCAGGGAUCCAGACUAUAGCUGUCAUUCAAGCUGGCCAUGGACUGUUGCAACUUGGUUCAUGCAAGAUUAUCCCGGAAGACCUUCAUUUUGUGCUUAGAAUGAGGCAUACGUUUGAGUCGCUGGGCUACCAAUCCGGUUUCUAUCUUUCGCAGCUGUUUGCAUCAACUAGGGGCAACAUUUCAUCACCUUCCGCCACCACAAUCCCGCUAAAGCAGCCCGCCAUUCCGAGCCGCACGCCACCCCUCUACAACUGGGCCGCACAAAGACAAAUGCCAUCGCCCAACUUUCACAACCCGGCCCAGCUUGGCUAUCCAUCAAAAGAUGAAACCCACAUGUUCCUCCUUCCGCACUCCUCAGAGCCCCAGAUGGAAAACAUGAUGGGCCCUGAUCACGUCCAAAACGACAUCAAAUGGCCCAACGGGUUGAGCUUCUUUAACGCGCUCACAGGAAGAAGUGAUGACACCAAGCUACUUUUUAACUCAGAAGGGCUUGGGAACAAGCCGGAGGGGUGGAACCCGAGCCCUGAAAUGAAGAACCCAAAUGAUUUCUUGAGUUUGGAUAAUACAAACUCGGAUCAAAAUGUUGGGAAAGUGGACCAUAAUAAGUAUAAAAGGAGCUUCACUUUGCCUGCAAGAAUGGCGACUUCUUCAUCAUCGUCUUCAUCACUCGAUCACCACCGCAAACACAACCCCAAUGGAGAAUUUAGGAACCCUGAGGCCUCAAUGUACUCUGAUGUAAUGGACACUUUCUUGGAGUGAUGUUUAGAGGAUUAUUAUUAUUAGUUAUUGUCAUUAGUUUGCAUUUCAUAGUUUGUUCCUUAAAAACACUUGUGUUUUAAUAUAAUGUAUGUUUCUUUGAUCUA